AUGGGACACCAGGAAGAGGCAGAUCCAGGCAUCCAGCUGCCCCCUGCUUAUGCCCUUGGUCUGGCCAGGGACCUCGGAUUCCCAGCUGCAGCCGGCGCCUUCUGCAUCCCACUGUAUGUGCCCUAUGUGCUGACCGGCCGCUGGACCUUCGGUCGGGGCCUCUGCAAGCUGUGGCUGGUGGUGGACUACCUGCUGUGCACCUCCUCCGCCUUCAACAUCGUGCUCAUCAGCUACGACCGCUUCCUGUCGGUCACCCGAGCCGUCUCAUAUCGGGCCCAGCAGGGCAACACGCGGCGGGCGGUGCGGAAGAUGCUGCUGGUGUGGGUGCUGGCCUUCCUGCUGUACGGGCCGGCCAUCCUGAGCUGGGAGUACCUGUCCGGGGGCAGCUCCAUCCCUGAGGGCCACUGCUACGCUGAGUUCUUCUACAACUGGUACUUCCUCAUCACGGCCUCCACCCUGGAGUUCUUCACGCCCUUCCUCAGCGUCACCUUCUUCAAUCUCAGCAUCUACCUGAACAUCCAGAGGCGCACCCGCCUCCGGCUGGAUGGGGUUCGAGAGGCAGGUGGCCCCGAGCCCCCACCCGAGGCCCAGCCCUCGCCACCCCCACCGCCUGGCUGCUGGGGCUGCUGGCAGAAGGGGCACGGGGAGGCCAUGCCGCUGCAUCGGUACGGGGUGGGUGAGGCGGCCGCGGGCGCUGAGGCUGGGGAGACAGCCCUCGGGGGUGGCGGUGGGGGCGGCUCCGCAGCCUCACCCACCUCCAGCUCCGGCAGCUCCUCGAGGGGCACUGAGAGGCCGCGCUCACUCAAGAGGGGCUCCAAGCCGUCGGCAUCCUCGGCCUCGCUGGAGAAGCGCAUGAAGAUGGUGUCCCAGAGCUUCACCCAGCGCUUCCGGCUGUCUCGAGACAGGAAAGUGGCCAAGUCACUGGCCGUCAUCGUGAGCAUCUUUGGGCUCUGCUGGGCCCCGUACACGCUGCUGAUGAUCAUCCGGGCCGCCUGCCACGGCCACUGCGUCCCUGACUACUGGUACGAAACCUCCUUCUGGCUCCUGUGGGCCAACUCGGCAGUCAACCCUGUCCUCUACCCGCUGUGCCAUCACAGCUUCCGCCGAGCCUUCACCAAGCUGCUCUGCCCCCAGAAGCUCAAAAUCCAGCCCCACAGCUCCCUGGAGCAGUGCUGGAAAAAGAUGAAGAAGAAAACAUGUCUGUGA
Molecule: messenger RNA, 1206 nt
Organism: Mandrillus leucophaeus (drill)
Lineage: Eukaryota; Metazoa; Chordata; Mammalia; Primates; Cercopithecidae
Gene: HRH3
Product: histamine receptor H3
Exons: 5
Coding region: 1-1206 (401 amino acids)
Biological process (GO): adenylate cyclase-activating adrenergic receptor signaling pathway
Cellular component (GO): membrane
Molecular function (GO): histamine receptor activity
Source: RefSeq, a predicted model, not a curated record